GACGCCCACGGCGCGGGCAUGGCGGGCUGGUGGCGGGCGCUGGCGCGCGCGGCCCAACGCCACCCGUGGCCCACCAACGUGCUGCUCUACGCCGGCCUCUACUCCUCCGGCGACGCGCUGCAGCAGCGGCUACGGGGCGGCCCUGCCGACUGGCGCCAGACGCGGCGCGUGGCCACCCUGGCCGUAACCUUCCACGCCAACUUCAACUACGUGUGGCUGCGCCUGCUGGAACGCGCGCUGCCGGGCCGCGCGCCGCGCACCGUCUUGGCUAAGGUGCUGUGCGACCAGACGUUCGGCGGACCCGUGGCCCUCUCGGCUUUCUACGUCGGUAUGAGCAUUCUCCAAGGAGAUGAUGACAUAUUUCUGGACCUGAAACAGAAAUUCUGGAAUACAUAUAAGACUGGUCUGAUGUACUGGCCCCUGGUACAGCUGACCAACUUUGGCCUCGUUCCUGUUCACUGGAGAACAGCUUACACUGGACUCUGUGGCUUCCUCUGGGCCACCUUCCUUUGCUUCUCUCAGCAGAGUGGUGACGGCACACUGCGGUCGGCUUUCACUCUCCUUCGCAGAAAUGAAGCCGGGGCAGUUGGGAGGCCCCCGGAGAAGUGAGGGGUCGACAGCUCCCUUAAAGUGACCACAUUUUGCUUUUCUAAAAUGCACUGGGUGGCCUGUGGAGAAAUACUUGACUUCCCAGUCGUGUGCUGCAUUUUGAAGAAUUACUGUUCCACAGGCUCACUUGCUCUUUAAUUACCAAUGAUUAUUUACGUGUAUUCAAACCCCUCCCCUCUUCCAGUCUGAAAGUCUUAAUUCCUGAAUAUUUUCACUUCUCUAAUAUUUUGAUUAAUAUUGAUUAAUAUUGUAAAAGUGGCAGAUGUCCAUUUUAGAAUAAUUAAUAUUUAUAAUCUUAUAUUUUGAUGCCAGUUGAUUUCAGGAACUCCACUUUUGAUUGUCUACUUCUGUAUUUUAAAACCUCAGGUUAUCUCCUUAACACUUUUGGGUCAGAUUGCCUUUAGUACCACAAAUAAUCCUUAUAGUACAUUUCUACUUACAUACAACUCAGUCAAUGAGAAGACUGAAUAAUUUGAUCCUUCCCAUACCAUAUACUAAUUUAUUGUUAUGCUGAUACUAAGAUACUAUAAGUACAUUUUAAUCAUCAAAA
Lepus europaeus (European hare) is the source of this 1159-nucleotide messenger RNA. It is a transcript of the gene MPV17L, whose product is annotated as MPV17 mitochondrial inner membrane protein like. The coding region runs from base 19 to 609 and encodes 196 amino acids. Lineage: Eukaryota; Metazoa; Chordata; Mammalia; Lagomorpha; Leporidae. Gene Ontology annotation, cellular component: membrane; cytoplasm. The record is from RefSeq and is a predicted model, not a curated record. The transcript is spliced from 4 exons.